UUAUAGCAUAAACGUAGUCGUAUUUUGUUCCAGGCUAUAUUCAGUUUAGUUACAUGGCCGGAAAGCUUAAAACUGAUAUGGGCCCCUUUGGUAGACACGCUGUACAUACACAAGAUUGGAAGACGAAAAUCUUGGCUCAUACCGGUUCAAUAUUUAAUGGGAGCAUGCUUCAUUUAUAUGGCCAGCAAUAUUGAUGAAUGGUUGCCAGAAACGCGAAAGCCGGAUAUACUGAAAUUGGUAUACGCAUUUUUCUUCCUGGGAAUGUUGGCUGCCACGCUAGACAUAGUCGUCGAUGGUUGGUCACUGACCAUGCUGAAGAGGAAUAACGUGGGCUAUGCAUCUACUUGCAAUUCAACCGGUCUGGUGAUGGGCAUAAUGAUAAGUUAUAUAUUUUCCGCCUUUUUGACGUCAGAAGACUUUAGUAACAAGUACUUACGGUUUAGGCCAGAUGUAGGAGGGAUAUUCACUACGAGGAGUUUCUUAUAUGCUUGGGGUGUUCUUUUUAUAUUAAUAACUACAUUGAUUGCAAUAUUUAAAAAAGAAAAAGAUAACAGAUUAGAGGAUGACCACGUAAAGCUCAACAUUGUUCAAAACUAUUCACUAAUAUGGGACAUUUUAAAACUACCUGGUAUUAAAUUAUUGGCAUUAACAUUGCUGACAGCUAAGGUAAUAAUAAUAAUCUAUAGAUACCUAAGAGAAGAGUUACAUUAACUAAUUCAUUUAUAUUUGAAUUAAUUCAACUUCGCGGUAAUCGCGGUAUCGACGUAUCGUGUUGGUCGACACGAUCAUAUUUUACUAUCACAUUUUGGUGAACCAAUCAGAAAAAAGAAUUUUACACGACACGACACGACACGGGCAGUUGUGAACUCGCCUUUAGUGUCAUAAUAUCAAUACCUAAAAGUCGUAACCACAUGGACACGAGCUUCUUUAAAGUAUAAUAUAAUUCGUCAGUAAAAAUAAUAAGUCUAAAUUCAAUUUUCUCGACGGAAAAGUAGAAAACAAAUAAUUUCCCGAAGUAUUAUAUACUCGGAACCGAUAAAAUGUCCAACGUAUAAAAUGUAUAAAAAUCCCCACGACUUAUCAUAUUUUUUUUAAAAAACAAAUGUUGAAGAGAUACAUUUUUGUAUUUGGCUAAAAACAAAAUGGAAGCCUUUAAGGCUAACGAAAUGAAGUUUGUAAUCCGUUUGAAUUACGUAAAAAUUUGUCAGAAUUGAACAUGUACGCUAAACGUCAAUUGAUUUAUUAAGUCGGAGGUUUAAUCAUUUGACAUUUUAAAAACUAUAAAUGUAUUAUCCCUUGUUAAAUAAUGGAAGUUCUGAUAAUAUUAUUUAUGAACACAUUUUGUACAAAUAUUUUAACUCGUCCAAUAUUUAAUA
Molecule: messenger RNA, 1376 nt
Organism: Acyrthosiphon pisum (pea aphid)
Lineage: Eukaryota; Metazoa; Arthropoda; Insecta; Hemiptera; Aphididae
Product: acetyl-coenzyme A transporter 1-like
Exons: 4
Coding region: 157-711 (184 amino acids)
Biological process (GO): acetyl-CoA transmembrane transport
Cellular component (GO): membrane
Molecular function (GO): acetyl-CoA transmembrane transporter activity
Source: RefSeq, a predicted model, not a curated record